Molecule: messenger RNA, 950 nt
Organism: Cynocephalus volans (Philippine flying lemur)
Lineage: Eukaryota; Metazoa; Chordata; Mammalia; Dermoptera; Cynocephalidae
Product: dnaJ homolog subfamily B member 6-like
Exons: 1
Coding region: 106-831 (241 amino acids)
Molecular function (GO): Hsp70 protein binding
Source: RefSeq, a predicted model, not a curated record
GUAUCCGUGCCGGAGUCGAGGAGACCCGGGCCGCCGCCCCGACACCCCUCCUUCCCACCGCCGGCCGCCCGCGUCCUCGGACUUGUCCCAACAAUCUAUUAAAACAUGGUGGAUUACUAUGAAGUUCUAGGUCUGCAGAGACAUGCUUCACCUGAGGAUAUUAAAAAAGCGUACCGGAAGCUGGCACUGAAGUGGCACCCAGAUAAAAAUCCUGAGAAUAAAGAAGAAGCAGAGAGGAAAUUCAAGCAAGUUGCCGAGGCAUAUGAGGUGUUAUCAGAUGCUAAAAAGCGGGACAUCUAUGACAGAUAUGGCAAAGAAGGAUUAAAUGGUGGAGGAGGAGGUGGAAGUCAUUUGGACAAUCCAUUUGAGUUUGGCUUCACAUUCCGGAACCCAGAUGAUAUCUUCAGGGAAUUUUUUGGUGGAAGAGACCCAUUUGCAUUCGACUUCUUUGAAGACCCAUUUGAGAACUUUUUUGGGAAUCGAAGGGGUCCCCGAGGAAGCAGAAGUCGAGGCACGGGGUCAUUUUUUUCUGCCUUCAGUGGAUUUCCAUCUUUUGGAAGUGGAUUUUCUUCUUUUGACACAGGAUUUACUUCAUUCGGGUCACUAGGUCACGGGGGCUUCACUUCAUUCUCUUCCACAUUGCUUGGUGGGAGUGGGAUGGGCAACGUUAGAUCUAUAUCAACUUCCACUAAAAUAGUUAAUGGCAGAAAGAUCACUACAAAGAGAAUUGUCGAGAAUGGUCAAGAAAGAGUAGAAGUUGAAGAAGAUGGCCAGUUAAAGUCCUUAACGAUAAAUGGUAAGGAGCAGCUGCUGCGCUUGGAUAACAAGUAAUUCAUCGCACGCAUUUAACAGAAAUGUUACUAUAACAAGCACCAUUUGAGGAUUAACAGGAACUUUUUUUUGAAGAUUUCAAACGAACUCGACUUUCAGUAUAAUUGUACCUAAUCUAA